Nannospalax galili (Upper Galilee mountains blind mole rat) is the source of this 1587-nucleotide messenger RNA. RefSeq names its product syncytin-1-like. Lineage: Eukaryota; Metazoa; Chordata; Mammalia; Rodentia; Spalacidae. The record is from RefSeq and is a predicted model, not a curated record.
AUGGAGAGGGUAGAUUGUGGAAGCACAGUGGCUAAUAGAGUGAUGGUGCAUUCGCAGACAUCUACCUCCCAAAAGUGGGUCUGCAUUCGCAAACCUCAAAUCAUUCCCGUGAUCAACAAUAGACUAGGUCCCUGCCCCUGCUCCUCUUUUACAGAUACUAUGCAUUCUGUUUGUUAUCAGGCAGCCCAACAGUGCACGCACAACAAUAAAACUUACUGGACAGGGAUAAGAGUAAACAGAAGCCCAGCCCCCACAGAGGGUGGUAAUCUAGCCUCUUCUCUUUGCUCACCUGGAGCAAAGAUAUGUUGGAACUUGGAGGCCCCACUGGGAUAUACGGAUGGUGGUGGCAUCCAGGACAGGGUCUGGGAGAUAAAAGUCCAACAAGAAAUUCAACAACGGCUAAAGACCCUGUACCUUGAGCUCAAUUACCAUCCUUUAGUCAUCCCCGAGAACAGAGGAGAUCUAAACCUCGAUCCCCACACUCAGGACUUGCUUGAACUGACUCAUGCACUCAUAAACAGCACCAAUCCUAACUUAGCCCGUGAUUGCUGGCUCUGCCCUAAGGUCGGAGCUCCCCGACCCCUUGCAGUUAUUGUCAACACCUCCGACCCAGUCAACCUCACGGCGACUCUUAAUUGUACUGUGACCUCUCCCAUCCCGGUUCAGCUGAUGCCUAUGACAAAGGGUCCCUGUGUCCGGGCUCCACCCUAUCCCAAUGCUUCCCGGACUGAUAUAGGGAGUGUCUCUCCCGAGUUCUGUAGCUUAAAUAUCUCCUUGGAAACUCCCAUGGACUCCUGCCCCCCUGAAGGCAUGGCCAUGGCAUGUGGAGGUGGGCUGGCCUACAGCUUUCUGCCAGCUAACUGGACGGGCCUUUGUGUCUUCGUCAUUCUGCUCCCUGACAUCGACAUAAUAUCUGGCAAUCAGUCCCCUCCUGUCCCCUCCUUUGACUACAUCGGAGGCAAGAGCAAGAGAGCUAUUCAAAUGAUCCCCCUAUUAGCCACCUUAGGAAAAACCGCAGGGUUGGCUACAGGGACCACAGGACUGGGGAUAGCCACUCAUGGAUUUAGAAUGCUUUCUUUGCAGCUAAUCAAUGAUGUACAGAUUCUGUCAGACACCCUGCUAGACAUCCAGAAACAGCUUGAUUCCUUAGCGGAGGUUGUCUUACAGAAUAGAAGAGGGUUAGAUUUACUAACUGCUGAAAAAGGGGGGAUAUGUUUGUUCUUACAGGAAAGAUGCUGCUUUUACACCAACAAAUGUGGCAUUGUUCAAGAUAAGAUCAGAAACCUUCAGGAACAACUAAACAAGCGGCGUGAAGAAUUACGGAGCAAUCUCCUCUGGACUGGACUCAAUGGCCUUCUUCCCUACCUUCUGCCCUUACUUGGGCCCCUUCUUGCCACUUUACUUGUAAUAUCUUUUGGCCCUUGGGCCUUUAGAAGGAUUAUAGCCUUCAUUAAGGGUCAGACUGAUGACCUUGCAGCCAAACCUAUUCAGGUGCAUUAUCACCGGUUGGAGCUUGAGGACCGAGAGGCCCCCUACGGGCAAGGCGGAUUUGAUGACAACGUUUCCAGUCAUCCCUUCAAGAGCUGA